This is a messenger RNA of Thalassophryne amazonica, 2251 nucleotides long. It is a transcript of the gene hs6st2, whose product is annotated as heparan sulfate 6-O-sulfotransferase 2. The transcript is spliced from 2 exons. Gene Ontology annotation, molecular function: heparan sulfate 6-sulfotransferase activity. NCBI's taxonomy places the organism in Eukaryota, Metazoa, Chordata, Actinopteri, Batrachoidiformes, Batrachoididae. Bases 307 to 1695 code for a protein of 462 amino acids. Gene Ontology annotation, cellular component: membrane. The record is from RefSeq and is a predicted model, not a curated record.
CUGCUGGGAAAAUGAGGUCAAAAAUCGUCGUUGGUGAAAGAUGAAGAGUCAUUAAUUGAGAUUGUUGGCAGAAAGAAGGUGGUCGCCUUUUAUUAUUCGCAAUAACAAUGCCGUUUGACAAUGUAGCAGCUUUGUCGCAAUAAACUGAAUUUUCUACGACGACUUAGCGGGUAUUACAGCGAUAAUUUAUGUUUGGUUUUGCCUGAGCGGAAUGUGGUAAGCUAACGUUAGCUGGCUAGCAUCCUUCUUGUUAAUUCCUCGGGCGGUGGGUUCGGACCGCCUGAGGGAUGGUUUUGUUCCGGGAACAUGGAUGAGAAAUCCAGCAGCAACCACCGGUUCCUGAUCGUCCUGGUCAUGGUGUUAGUCUUUGGCAUCAUUAUGAUUCAGUAUGUGUGUCCGAGCAGGUCUGAGUGUAAGACUCUGCACAAACUGGGAUCCUGGUUUAAUGCAGGUAGAGGAACUGGAUCCCAGAUCGGAGCAGAUCAGAUCCAAGACGGCCGUCUAAAAGAUCCAUAUAUUGCUGAAGACGGCGCGCUGGUCCGCUUCGUACCUCGGUUCAACUUCACCAAAGCCGACUUAAACCGCGUUGUAGACUUUAACAUCAAAGGUGACGACGUCAUCGUUUUCCUGCACAUUCAGAAAACCGGCGGCACGACUUUCGGCCGACACCUGGUGCGGAACAUUCAGCUGGAAAGACCCUGUGAGUGUCACGCAGGUCAGAAGAAAUGUACCUGCUACAGACCUGGUAAAAAAGAAACUUGGCUCUUCUCCCGUUUCUCCACCGGCUGGAGCUGCGGCCUUCAUGCGGACUGGACCGAGCUGACCCGCUGCGUCCCGUCACGCAUGGACUCGAUUGAAGCUUCCAGCAACAUACCCAGCCGGAACUAUUAUUAUAUAACCAUCUUAAGAGACCCAGUGUCACGUUACCUGAGUGAGUGGCGUCACGUGCAACGCGGCGCCACAUGGAAGGCCUCCUUACAUGUGUGUGAUGGACGUGCACCAACUUUGUCUGAACUCCCAAGCUGCUAUUCUGGAGAUGACUGGUCAGGUUGCUCCCUGCAGGAGUUCAUGGAUUGCCCCUACAACCUCGCCAACAACCGGCAGACUCGUAUGCUCGCUGACCUCAGCCUGGUGGGAUGCUACAAUGUCUCUGCCAUGAGUGAGGAAGAUCGUUGGGCCGUCCUUCUGAAUAGCGCCAAACGUAACCUACGUGGCAUGGCUUUCUUUGGGUUGACGGAGUACCAGCGUAAAACUCAGUACCUGUUCGAGCGUACCUUCAAGUUGGAGUUCAUUGCGCCCUUCACACAGCUCAACGGCACACGCGCCUCCAGUGUUGACGUACCGUCAGAGACCCAACAGAGAAUCCGCCAUCUUAACCAGUGGGACGUGGAGCUGUAUGAGUAUGCCCGUGACCUUUUCCUGCAACGUUUCCAGGUGGCCAGGCAGCAGGAGCACAGGCAAGCCAGAGAGAGGCGACAGCAAGAGAGAAGGCGGCUCCGAGGGAAGCUAGCAGCAAGGCGAGUGAGGCUGCUGAAGCCAACAGAAGCAUCCCAUUUGGCCAGCAGCCACACUGUGUCAGAUGAGGUAGAAAGUGAUCGUGACACAGUGGAGUCAGAUAUGUUGCUCCCAGACUGGUGGGAUCUUGAUGAGAAUGGCACCAUGGAGGACUACAUGGACAAUGUGGAGCAGUGGUAACGAGGAAAGAGGAGAGCCGCUGUCUUAAUUCUGAGUGUGCCAACUGUCUUAAUUCUGAGUGUGCCAACUUCUGCCUUGCUGACUGCAAACCUCUCUGGUUUACUCUUGGUAUAUGCCUUCCAGUGAUGUCUUUCUCCCACCAUGAUCUGUUGUAAAUUACACAUUUAUUUAUUGAUAUUGAUUGUAUGGGCCACAGUUUCAUUUUUGAUUUGUUGCAUUUCCAGUUCGUUAUCAUCACACGCUUUUCAUUGAAUACUCAAGCCUUUGAGACUGUUAAUGGCUCUGACGGGACAUUUGUGUGAUGUGACUUUAAUAUAUUUGUUAAAAGCGAGUUGAUAAACAUUUUAAGUAUUUUAUUGAUUAUGAGUACCCUUUUUUAUUUGUUAAAAUUGUGUUUUGGAGGAAAUGCUGUAUUUUAUUUUAUAUUUAUUUUUUAUGUAGAUACAUCAACAUGUAUCAUAGAAGUUCAUGUAAAAAAUACCUGAAUGUGUCCAACCUCACUCUUUUUGAUACAGAAUUAUUUUGAAAUUACUGAAUUACAGGUUUAUACUCUCAA